ACCAAAAGGAGACAGGAAAAAAUAGAGUGAGAGAAGUUUUCGGAGAGAGAAAGCAAGAGAGAGAGAGAGAGAUAAGAAGGGAAACGCGGCGGCUGGAGCUGAGGGGCGGAGACGGAGGCGGCGGCGGCGGCGCGGCCAAACCCUAGGCGGUGGCUGUGCUGUUGAGCAGGGAGCUCCUGGAGGCGCCGCCUGGCGGCCGGAUUCGAGCCGCCGGCGUCGGCAGCUGCAGAUCGGCGGUCGCGCCGACGGAAUCGGCCGGGGAUCCCGGCGGCAUGGGCGCGGCGAGGCCCGUGCUUUGGUUGUGAGCUUGCUUUCCCCGCGGGUUCUGGCUCUGGGCUCGCAAGCUAGGUUCUGAGCUCGCGGUGUGUGUUUGCUGUGGUUUUUGGCGGUGGUUUGGAGCGGGUUUUGUGGGGGGAUUUGGGAGGGGAUCUGCCGGGAAGGCCGGAGGUUUAGGCGGGUUUUUGAGAGCUGGAGGCUCCGGGUGGGAUCGGGGGAGCCAUGUCGUCUCUGAGCAGGGAGCUGGUGUUCCUCAUCCUGCAGUUCCUCGAUGAGGAGAAGUUCAAGGAGACGGUGCACAAGUUGGAGCAGGAGUCUGGCUUCUACUUCAACAUGAAGCACUUCGAGGACCUUGUGCAGGGCGGCGAGUGGGACGAGGUGGAGAAGUACCUCAGCGGCUUCACCAAGGUGGAGGACAACCGCUACUCCAUGAAGAUCUUCUUUGAGAUCCGCAAGCAGAAGUACCUUGAGGCCCUUGAUAGGCAUGAUAGGGCCAAGGCUGUGGAGAUUCUCGUGAAGGAUCUCAAGGUAUUCGCCUCCUUCAAUGAGGAGCUGUUCAAGGAGAUAACACAGCUGCUGACGUUGGAGAAUUUUAGGCAAAAUGAGCAGCUAUCCAAGUAUGGGGACACAAAGUCAGCUCGGAAUAUCAUGCUCUUGGAGCUCAAGAAGCUCAUUGAGGCGAACCCACUGUUCCGGGACAAGCUGAAUUUCCCACCAUUCAAAGCUUCGAGACUUCGCACGUUGAUCAAUCAAAGUCUGAACUGGCAACAUCAGCUCUGCAAGAAUCCCAGACCAAACCCAGACAUCAAGACACUUUUUACUGAUCACUCUUGUGCUGCUCCUACCAACGGAGCAAGAGCUCCUCCGCCUGCCAAUGGGCCCCUUGUUGGAUCCAUCCCUAAGUCAGCUGGAUUUCCACCAAUGGGUGCUCAUGCUCCAUUUCAACCUGUGGUGUCGCCAUCUCCGAACGCUAUUGCAGGUUGGAUGACGAAUGCCAAUCCCUCUUUGCCUCAUGCUGCUGUUGCACAAGGACCACCUGGCCUUGUUCAGGCUCCAAACACAGCGGCAUUUCUAAAGCAUCCAAGAACCCCUACAAGUGCACCCGGCAUUGAUUACCAGUCUGCAGAUUCAGAACAUCUCAUGAAAAGGAUGCGUGUAGGGCAACCAGAUGAGGUAUCUUUCUCUGGUGCAAGCCAUCCUGCCAAUAUGUACACUCAAGAAGACCUUCCCAAACAAGUGGUUCGUACCCUUAAUCAGGGUUCUAACGUUAUGAGCCUGGAUUUCCAUCCUGUUCAACAAACCAUCCUUUUAGUUGGAACAAAUGUGGGCGACAUUGCGGUAUGGGAAGUUGGUUCACGCGAAAGGAUAGCUCACAAGACUUUCAAAGUUUGGGAUAUUGGUUCCUGCACAUUGCCUUUGCAGGCUGCACUGAUGAAAGAUGCUGCAAUAUCUGUCAAUAGAUGUCUGUGGAGCCCUGAUGGAACUAUUCUAGGUGUUGCUUUCUCGAAGCAUAUUGUUCAGACAUACACAUUCGUACCUAAUGGGGAUUUACGGCAGCAAGCAGAGAUUGAUGCACACAUUGGUGGGGUUAAUGACAUAGCCUUCUCCCACCCCAACAAGACUCUAUCUAUCAUUACGUGUGGGGAUGACAAACUCAUUAAGGUGUGGGAUGCUCAAACAGGACAAAAGCAAUACACGUUUGAAGGCCAUGAAGCUCCAGUUUAUUCUGUAUGCCCGCACUACAAGGAGUCCAUUCAGUUUAUCUUCUCUACCGCCAUCGAUGGAAAAAUCAAGGCAUGGUUAUAUGAUUGCUUGGGCUCAAGAGUUGACUAUGAUGCUCCUGGACAUUGGUGUACUACUAUGGCUUACAGUGCUGAUGGGACAAGGCUUUUCUCUUGUGGUACUAGUAAAGAAGGUGAUUCUCACUUGGUUGAGUGGAAUGAAACUGAAGGGGCUAUUAAGAAGACAUACAAUGGCUUCAGGAAACGUUCGCUCGGUGUUGUUCAGUUCGACACAACCAGAAACCGCUUCUUGGCUGCUGGAGAUGAAUUUCUUGUUAAAUUCUGGGAUAUGGAUAACACCAACAUAUUAACAACAACAGAUUGUGAUGGCGGACUUCCUGCAAGCCCUCGUUUGAGAUUCAAUAGAGAAGGCUCAUUACUCGCUGUUACAACAAGUGAUAAUGGAAUAAAAAUACUUGCCAACACUGAUGGGCAGCGCUUGCUUAGGAUGCUCGAGAGCAGAGCAUUUGAGGGCUCUAGAGGACCUCCUCAACAAAUAAAUACCAAGCCUCCAAUUGUUGCCCUCGGUCCUGUUUCAAAUGUCUCCAGUCCUAUAGCAGUGAAUGCCGAGCGGCCUGAUAGGAUAUUGCCUGCAGUGUCAACGAGUGGCUUGGCACCUAUGGACGCAAGCAGAACUCCAGAUGUUAAACCGAGAAUAACAGAUGAAUCUGAAAAGGUCAAAACCUGGAAGUUGGCUGACAUUGUGGAUAAUGGACAUCUUCGAGCCCUGCAUUUGUCAGAUACAGACACGAACCCAAGCAAGGUCGUACGUUUGUUAUAUACAAAUAAUGGGAUUGCACUGUUGGCUCUUGGCUCCAAUGCUGUUCAUAAGUUGUGGAAAUGGCAAAGGAGUGACAGAAAUCCUAAUGGCAAGUCUACUGCAUCUGUUGCACCUCAAAUGUGGCAACCAGCAAAUGGGAUUCUGAUGACAAAUGACACUAAUGAUGGCAACCCGGAAGAAGCAACUGCUUGCAUUGCAUUGUCCAAAAAUGACUCCUAUGUUAUGUCUGCUUCUGGUGGCAAAGUGUCCUUGUUCAAUAUGAUGACAUUCAAGGUCAUGACUACUUUCAUGGCGCCUCCACCUGCUGCAACUUUCCUUGCAUUCCACCCACAAGACAAUAAUAUCAUCGCUAUUGGAAUGGAGGACUCCACCAUUCAAAUCUACAAUGUCCGCAUUGAUGAUGUCAAAAGUAAGCUCAAGGGCCAUCAGAAAAAGAUUACUGGACUUGCCUUUUCUCAAUCUAUGAAUGUGCUAGUAUCGUCGGGCGCUGAUGCUCAGUUAUGUGUAUGGAGCAUUGAUGGUUGGGAGAAAAAAAAAUCAAGAUACAUCCAACCCCCAGCGAACCGGUCUGGCACUUUGGUUGGCGAUACAAGGGUGCAGUUCCACAAUGACCAGACACAUCUUUUGGUAGUUCAUGAGAGCCAAUUGGCGAUCUAUGAUGGAAAUCUUGAAUGUUUGCGCUCGUGGUCCCCAAGAGAUGCACUCCCAGCUCCAAUCUCGAGUGCAAUAUACUCGUGCGAUGGUCUCUUAGUCUAUGCUGCAUUCUGCGAUGGUGCUAUUGGAGUCUUUGAAGCGGAAUCUCUUCGAUUGCGUUGCAGGAUUGCACCUUCUGCAUACAUUCCGCCUUCAAUACUACCUGGUCCUGGACGCGUUUACCCCUUGGUGGUUGCUGCUCAUCCCGUGGAGCCUAACCAGAUUGCACUCGGUAUGAGCGAUGGUAAAGUCCAUGUGGUUGAGCCAUUAGACGCGGACCCAAAGUGGGGGACAGCACCGCCUCAGGACAACGGAGCGCACCCAGCGAUAUCAGCCGCGCCGUCAGCUGCUAGCAACCAGGCAUCUGAUCAGCCGACAAGGUGACUCGCCCGCAGCACUGAGAUUCGAUAGCGCAAAGAAUGGUAGGACCUGUAGGAGAUAGGGAGAAAAGACAAACAGUUAGAUUAUGAGAGGAGGUCAUAUUCAUCAAGUCCACAGCAUCUCCUCGCUCGUGGCUGCAGCGCAGGUAGUGAUUGAUGAUGACAUUGCUAAGUUAGGUCUUUUUGGUUCUUUUCCACCCCUGAAAAUCCUGACUGCACCUGGCGCUGCCGUGCAUCCGUGGAGAUGGUCUGCCGGCAUCCUCUUCCUCUUUUGUAAAGCUUUUCCUGCUCUGAGCUUAGUGGUACCUUAGAUUGUUGAUUUUCUGCCCUGUUGUUGCGGCAGCUAUUUGUAGUGUACAAAUAUGGUGGUAUGUUGGAUGGUGAUAUUUUGCGUGUCCUGUGAUGAUGGAUUCCAGCAAGUUGAGGGUUUA
Messenger RNA from Panicum hallii, 4342 nucleotides. Its product is annotated as protein TPR2. Gene Ontology annotation, molecular function: protein binding. Lineage: Eukaryota; Viridiplantae; Streptophyta; Magnoliopsida; Poales; Poaceae. The coding region runs from base 499 to 3915 and encodes 1138 amino acids. The transcript has 25 exons. The record is from RefSeq and is a predicted model, not a curated record. Gene Ontology annotation, biological process: regulation of DNA-templated transcription.